AUGUCAAAUGAAACAGCGUCUAUGAGAGAACUACAACACAACCGACAACUCAUUAUGCAAGCUCUAAAUAAGAACACAACAAACUUUUCAAACUAUUCUAAGAUAUCUGAGUCAUUGAAAGAAGGAAACUUAAAACUGACAUUAAACCCAAUGACAGAUGAGUUUCUGUUUCAAGACAGUAAGAACCAUACUGUCUGUAUAAAUCCAACAAAAGGAACUUUAAACGAGAAACCUAUAAAUGAACUUCUUUUGAAAGCAGAUGUUGACAACAAAGCUGACAAAGAAUAUGUAGAUGCAACAAAAGAAUAUAUUUGCGCAUGGACAGAAAGAACAUACCCACAAAAACAUCAUACACAUAACAUCUAUGACGUAGAUGAACUUCAAGAAAAGUUAGAUGACAAAGCGGAUAAGAACCAUACACAUAAAUCCUUCACUACUGUUAGAGCAGACGACAUAAUAUUGAACUUUGACCUUGGUUCAAGUGCACCAUUAGAAAAUCCAAGUACAAGCGUAAAAGAUACUCUUAACAAUUUAGAUAACAGUUGCAGGAAUAUCGAAGAUCAUGCCAGAAACUUUGAAGCAUAUGAACUACCAACAAUGUUAGAUAAGAAAGCAGACAAAACAGAGCUUCAAACAUUAAAGACAGAAAUACUUCAAACAUUAUAUCCUAUAGGUUCUAUUUAUACGUCAAUGAACUCUACCAGACCAGAAGUAGUACUUGGUUUUGGAACUUGGACUCAAAUAGUCGACAGGUUUUUGUAUUGUGCAAACUCUUCAAAGGAAACAGGUGGAAGUAAAACGAUUUCAGGUGCAAAUUUACCUGCACACAGUCACUACAUAAAUUUAAGUACAUCUCAAGAAGGUGGGCAUAGGCAUAAAUAUUGGGAUUGGUCAGGAAUGACAAAAGGUAAAGGAUAUGAUGUUAAAGACAACGUUCAGUUUGCUAUAAAUUGUUACUGGAGUAACACUGAGGGAGGAGGAAACCAUACACAUCGCGUUUCAGGAUAUACACAAACAACGGGACAAAGUAAAGACUACAUGCCACCUUACAUGACUGUAUUCGCAUGUAUAGAAUGCUUAG
Trichomonas vaginalis G3 is the source of this 1081-nucleotide messenger RNA. RefSeq names its product phage tail repeat-like family. The annotation marks the transcript as partial. Lineage: Eukaryota; Parabasalia; Trichomonadida; Trichomonadidae. The record is from RefSeq and is a predicted model, not a curated record. The transcript has a single exon.